UCCAGAAGAAGCAGCUACCUUCUCCUGCACAGACAUGGCUCCCUGCUCGACCAACUACUCCUCUAUUCAUCACAUCAGGAUCUCUGAGAAAGACAACAUUAAAAUGAGAAAACCUGUUGUGGAGAAAAUGCGCAGAGAUCGCAUCAACACUUGCAUUGAACAGCUCAAAGCCAUCCUGGAAAAGGAGUUCCACCAGCAGGAGCCCAACUCCAAGCUGGAGAAAGCCGACAUCCUGGAGAUGACUGUGAGUCUCCUAAAGCAGCAGUUUCAGCCAGGCCUGUGUCAGAGCGACUACAGCCAAGGCUUCCCCUUUUCACAUCUGCAAGGCCUCCAGCAGCAGCAGCAGCUGCACAGAUCCAGCAGUUCCUCCUCAGUCUGCUCCACCCUCAGGCCCACCAUGCUGCAGGACAGCAGCAGCAGCAGCAGCGGCAGAAGCCCAGUGUGGAGGCCUUGGUAGAGACUCUGAAACACAGACACACCGACCCCUGAGGGGCUCUCCCUCACUAUGUAGGAAAUAUAUUUCCAGCCUGCUCACUCAUGGUGUUUUUAGUGUUUCAUCAUAUUGAUGAUAAGAUACGUAAGGAGGACUCUAUCCUCCUAAUCCAAAAUUCACACUGGAGAUCAAUCAAUAUGUGCAACAUUUCUCCGAAUCAACCUGCAUCGCAGUGAGGUUAUUAUUGGUGUGUUGUUACUUGAUGUAACGUAUUUAAUAUAUGAAGUUAAACUUGUUCUAAAGUUUAAGAGG
Eleginops maclovinus (Patagonian blennie) is the source of this 745-nucleotide messenger RNA. Its product is annotated as transcription factor HES-5-like. Gene Ontology annotation, biological process: regulation of neurogenesis; regulation of transcription by RNA polymerase II; anterior/posterior pattern specification. Lineage: Eukaryota; Metazoa; Chordata; Actinopteri; Perciformes; Eleginopidae. Gene Ontology annotation, cellular component: nucleus. The record is from RefSeq and is a predicted model, not a curated record. Gene Ontology annotation, molecular function: DNA-binding transcription factor activity, RNA polymerase II-specific; RNA polymerase II cis-regulatory region sequence-specific DNA binding; protein dimerization activity. The transcript has 2 exons. Bases 35 to 457 code for a protein of 140 amino acids.